Molecule: messenger RNA, 1915 nt
Organism: Daucus carota subsp. sativus
Lineage: Eukaryota; Viridiplantae; Streptophyta; Magnoliopsida; Apiales; Apiaceae
Product: 7-deoxyloganetin glucosyltransferase
Exons: 2
Coding region: 216-1673 (485 amino acids)
Molecular function (GO): quercetin 7-O-glucosyltransferase activity; quercetin 3-O-glucosyltransferase activity
Source: RefSeq, a predicted model, not a curated record
AUCAAAUUCGAAGAAUUCUCAAUACAUUUAAACCCAAAAAUCUAUUAAGAUCCGAUUUGAAUACAUGCCACAAAUCAGUCCAGAUUCGGAGAAUCUGGUCGGGUUUGAUUCGGAAAAUAGCUUAUAAGUUAUAACAAACCGAUCCCGAGUCCCGACCCUGACUUUUAGCUUUUGUGCCUUAUAAGUUGAGAGGCUAACCGGAGUUGUCACAAGAGAUGGAGUUCUCAACACCAGACAACAAAAAACCUCAUGCAGUGUGCAUCCCAUUUCCUGCUCAGGGUCACAUAAAUCCUAUGCUCAAACUAGCUACUCUGCUUCACCACAAAGGCUUUCACGUAACAUUUGUCAACACUGAGUUCAACCAAAAACGCCUGUUAAACUCAAGAGGCCCUCACUCUCUUGAUGGCUUGCCUGACUUUUGCUUCGAAGCAAUCCCUGAUGGCCUAUCUCCAUUCGAUGAAAAUGAAAAUGCCACACAGUCGCCCGAAGCCUUGUUCUCAUCGAUACCAAAGAGUUGCUUAUCCCCAUUGCGCCAGCUGCUGGAGAAGCUGAAUGGGAAAUCGGGUUCUAGGCCGCCAGUGAGUUGUGUGAUAGCGGAUGCCAUCAUGAGCUUUGCUACCAUAGCCGCCAGAGAGAUUGGCGUUCCUUGUGUGUGUUUUAGGACAUCGCCUGGUAUGGUUUACUUGUUGACUCUGCACUACAGGAAACUUGUGGAAAAAGGCCUUUUACCAAUGAAAGGAGAUGGAAGUUCUUUGAAUGAUCAGCUGAACACCACUAUAAAUUGGAUUCCUGGAAUAAAAGGCAUUCAAAUAAAAGAUUUUCCGAGUUUCCUCCAGACAGCUGAUUCCAAUGAUCACAUGCUUCAGUUUGUCAUUAGUGAAGCAGAAAGAUGCAAGACAACAGCCUCAGCAAUAAUCAUCAACUCGUUCGAUACCCUGGAGUCUGAUGUUUUAUGUGCCCUUUCAUCUAUCUGUCCACCAAUUUAUACCAUUGGCCCUCUUCAGUUGCUAAUCAACAAACUUCCAGAAAAUAAGUUAAAGUCCAUUGGAUCAAACUUAUGGAAAGAAAAUGCAGAAUGUCUGAAGUGGCUUGAUACGAAGCAAACAAAUUCUGUAAUUUAUGUAAGUUAUGGGAGCAUCACAGUGAUGACACCUGAAAAGCUAGUGGAAUUUGCAUGGGGGCUUGCUAGUAGCCACCAAAACUUCUUGUGGAUCGUGAGGCCUGAUCUGGUUGUUGGCGAGGGUGCAAUAUUGCCUGCUGAAUUUCUUGAGGAAACUAAAGACCGAGGGCUUAUAGCCGGAUGGUGUCCACAAGAACAAGUUCUUGAACACCGAGCUGUUGGAGGAUUUUUGACACAUUGUGGAUGGAAUUCAAUGUUGGAAAGCCUAUGUAGUGGCGUCCCGAUGCUUUGUUGGCCAUAUUUUGCUGAUCAAACGACUAACUGCAAGCUGGCUUGCAGUGAAUGGGGCGUUGGCAUAGAGAUUGAUAAGAAUGUCACUAGGGAGGAAGUGGCCAUGCAAGUAAGGGAACUGAUACAAGGAGAGAAAGGCAAGGAACUGAGAAAAAACGCAACGAUGUGGAAGGAAAAGGCAGAGGAGGCAGUUGGAUUAGAUGGUUCAUCAACCUCCAAUCUGGAAAAAUUAGUGAAAGAGGUUUUAUUUUCUGAUCCCUGAAGGUGAAGGUGUGCAUGAACCUUGAUUGUCCAGGAAAAUGUCACUUGCAGCUCCUGAGGGCUAUUGGAUUAACCAAGGCACUCCAUAUGGGAUACUCUGAAAGUCUUUAUUUCAUAUCAGUCUUUAAUUCAUUCGGAUAUUUAGAUAUUUGUACAAUUUUUAUCAUAAUCUCUGUUCCUUUUUAUUAAUUAACAUGAUGAGUUAGAUUAAAUCGAUGACAGAAAAGGUCUAUAUUAAAUCAA